Gordionus sp. m RMFG-2023 is the source of this 810-nucleotide messenger RNA. Its product is annotated as peripherin-2-like. Gene Ontology annotation, biological process: visual perception. Bases 1 to 810 code for a protein of 269 amino acids. NCBI's taxonomy places the organism in Eukaryota, Metazoa, Nematomorpha, Gordioida, Chordodea, Parachordodidae. The transcript is spliced from 4 exons. Gene Ontology annotation, cellular component: plasma membrane. The record is from RefSeq and is a predicted model, not a curated record.
AUGCCAUUAUUACCCAUGAAUCUUGAUGAGAAUCAGAGGAUCAAACUGGGCCUAAUCCUCUGCUACUUAAACAUUUUUUUGACCUUAGUCGGAUUGGCCUUGCUCAGCUUGUCCUUGUACCUCAAAUACACGAUAGAGGACAAAUUCGUUCUCAUCAGUCAUUACGAUAACGAUAGCGUGGUAUGGAUGCUAAUAGCGCUUUCCAUUUUUUGGAUUACUCUUCACGGGCUCGGUUCAAAAAUGGUAUACGAUUGCCGAUCAUUCCACACCCGACAGAGAUCUCAAUACUUUUUGAUGCUAUGGCUUCUCGUGCUUUUCUUCCUGCCUUGGAUCGGCUUUGGUUGCGCUACCUUGUUAUUUAAGCACGAAAGUUAUUUAUUAGACAUACUCACGAACGGACUUUAUCAAGCUCUGAAAAAAUAUAGAUCUGACGGUACUGUAAAACGAAUUAUCGAUACCAUACAACUUAAAUUCUCUUGUUGUGGCAGCGUUAAUUAUGAAGAUUGGUUCAAGAUAGGCUGGAUGCAUACGAAAUACCUUAACAAACAAACGUUAGAUAUAAAAAAAAAAGUAAUUCGCGGAGAUUAUAUAGCAGAUGAUGUGCCAUUUAGUUGUUGCAAGAUAAAGCAUUUAGGACCAUGUGUUCACUCGAGUUAUACAACUCUUAAAAAUGACCCUAAAAUGUCUUUUAAUUCUACCAUACAUGAAAGGGGAUGCUCGGAUGCUUUGAUUGACAGUUUUGAUGAAUUGUUAGAUAUAUCAGCAUAUGCUACUAUCUCCACUUCUAUUAUAGAAGGUUCAUAUUUAUAA